Molecule: messenger RNA, 3951 nt
Organism: Gymnodraco acuticeps
Lineage: Eukaryota; Metazoa; Chordata; Actinopteri; Perciformes; Bathydraconidae
Product: plastin-3-like
Exons: 17
Coding region: 475-2334 (619 amino acids)
Biological process (GO): actin filament network formation; actin filament bundle assembly
Cellular component (GO): actin filament; actin filament bundle; cytoplasm
Molecular function (GO): calcium ion binding; actin filament binding
Source: RefSeq, a predicted model, not a curated record
UUUAAUUAUACUUUAAGCAACUUGACUUAAAAAAUAAUCGACCCUGAAUCAAAAAAUGUAUAAAAGAAGUGGAAGUAGUCUCCAUAGAGUCAUUAAUUCACUAUCUUUUUUUAGAACCAGAACAAAUAGGGUGGCGAACAGAAAAGUCAAUACCUUCUGGAAAGAUCUUACUGGUUUUUGGAGGAAUUUACUCGAGACAAGAUUCAGCACAUCACUGCAGAGACAGAGAGACACGAGACGAGAGGGAAGGGACAACACAGGGAGGGAAAGGAAGGAAAGUGGUCGGACAUGACAGCAGGAAGGAGAUGAGGGUGUGUUCGUAGGCAAGGGGCGCCGCGGAGGGGCGGAGCGGUUCUCUCUACCGGGCGGUGUCAGCUGAAGAAAACGGGACAGAGGAGCAGAGAGAGGCCAACAUAGGGAUUCAUUUACCCGGGUGAUUGUACUGAAUUGGACCAGCGGACUUCAGGUGUCAGCAUGUCAGGAAACGUCAGCGCUGAGGAGAUGGAGGAGAUCAAGGAGGGCUUCCAGAAAGUGGAUGUGGAUGGUAAUGGGUACAUCUGCGCCUCCGAGCUUGGGGAACUCUUCCGGGAGGUGGGCAGCUCUCUGCCUGGAUACCAGAUCAGAGAACUGCUUCAGAAGCUCGACCGAGACAACGACAGCCGCAUCAACCUCGAAGAGUUCACGGCUAUUUUUGGGGAUUUGAAGGACGACCGCAUGGCCAUGGGUUUCAGGAAAGCUCUGAACAAGAAAGAAGGCAUCCUGGCCAUCGGGGGCACCAGCGAGAUCUCUAGUGAAGGAACUCAGCACUCAAUCUCUGAGCAGGAACGCUACGCCUUCGCCAACUACAUCAACUCUUCUCUGGCGGAAGAUCCUGACUGUAACCACGUCCUGCCCAUCAACCCAGAGACUGAAGCUCUGUUCAAAGCAGUGUCAGAUGGCGUCAUACUCUGUAAACUCAUCAACCUCUCUGUUGCUGACACCAUUGAUGAGAGAACCAUCAACAAGAAGAAACUCACAGCUUUCACCACACAGGAGAAUCUGAACCUGGCUUUGAAUUCCGCCUCGGCCAUCGGCUGCCAAGUAGUGAACAUCGGAGCUCAGGAUCUGAAGGAGGGGAAACCUCACCUGGUGCUCGGACUGCUCUGGCAGAUUAUCAAGAUCGGACUGUUCGCUGAUAUAGAGCUGAGCCGCAACGAAGCGAUAGCGGCGCUGUUGGAGGAAGGGGAGAGUCUGGAGGACUUGAUGAAGCUCAGUCCUGAGGAGCUGCUGCUGCGCUGGGCCAACUUCCACCUAAAGAAAGUCGGAAUGUCCAUAUCCAACUUUUCCGGAGAUAUUAAGGACUCCAAGGCGUACUUCCACCUGCUCGAGCAGAUUGCUCCAGACGGCACCCAAGAGGACGUUCCACGGAUUGAGAUCGACAUGAGUGGUGUUUAUGAGAAGGACCUCAGUAAGAGAGCGGAGUGUAUGCUGAAACAGGCCGACCGCCUCGGCUGCAGACAGUUUGUGACGGCAACUGAUGUCGUGAGCGGGAACUCAAAGCUCAACAUGGCCUUCGUAGCCACGCUCUUCAACAAACACCCGGCUCUCACCAAACCAGAGAACCAGGAAUGGAAUCUGGAGGGUGAGACCAGAGAGGAGAGAACCUUCAGGAACUGGAUGAACUCUCUGGGAGUGAAUCCUCAUGUCCACCAUAUCUACGGGGAUCUGAUGGAUGCCAUGGUGAUCCUCCAGCUUUAUGAAAGGAUUAAGGUGCCAGUGGAUUGGGACAGAGUCAACUUGCCUCCAUUCAAGGGAGUAGGAGGAGGACAUUUAAAGAAGAGGGAAAACUGUGCCUAUGCUGUGGAGCUGGGAAAGACGAAGGCUGGUUUCUCUCUGGUGGGAAUUGGAGGACAGGACCUGUACGAUGGCAAUCCAACUCUCACUCUGGCUCUGGUGUGGCAGCUGAUGAGGAGGUACACGUUAAAUGUUCUGGAGGACCUGGGAGAAGGAGAAGUAGCGGGAGAUGAGUUGAUCAUUUCAUGGGUCAACAAGACGCUGGCUGAGGCCGGCAAGAGUUCCUCUAUCAAAAGCUUUAGGGAUAAAUCCAUUGGUACCAGCAUGCCGGUUCUGGAACUGAUCGAUGCCAUCCAGCCGUCCAGUGUGAACUUUGAACUGGUUCAAACAGGAACUCUGUCAGAGGAAGACCAACUCAACAACGCCAAGUAUGCCGUUUCCAUGGCGAGGAAGAUUGGAGCUAAAGUGUACGCCCUGCCUGACGACCUGGUGGAGAUCAACCAGAAAAUGGUGAUGACCAUCUUCGCCUGCCUGAUGGGGCGAGGCAUGAAGAGGGCUUAAACCACACACACACACACACACACACACACACACACACACACACACACACACACACACACACACACACACACACACACACACACACACACACACACACACACACACACACACACACACACACACACACACACACACACACACACACACACACACACACACACACACACACACACACACACACACACACACACACACACACACACACACACACACACACACACACACACACACACACACACACACACACACACACAUUUUGCUUGUGUGACUGGAUUAGACAUGAAGAGAUGAGUUGUGUUGUUUAGUUUUUUAAAGCGGUUAUUCUGCAUUAAGCCAAAAUAGAAGUAUCACUUUAGUCGUCUUUUGUGAAUUCCGUUGUCAAUAAUCAAUAAUGACACCUGUGUAUGUUGACACAAACAAUAAUGAUCAUGUUUGGGCUCCAAAGGACUUUCAAUUUUCAAAAUGGUUGCGGAAUUUUGCAGAAAGGUGAGACUUCUAUAACAGCUACCUGGUAAAUAUGAGUUUUUUAUGAAUCUCAGUUUUGCUUUAACUGAUUAGUAGUGCCACAUUAAAGGAGUACUGCUCAUAGUUAUGAACAUAAUUGUGAAUGUGUUUGUCUAGACUGGGUCUGCCCAGUGCAUUCUGGGAGGGACUCCUGCCCCGCUAUGACUCUGUUGAGGGGUAAUUCUGUCCAUGAAAUAAAUGAAUACAUUAAGGUUUUUUUUGUUAUGCAAAGGCAGUGUCACAUGGGGAUUUUAAGACAAUAAUCACUUAGACCUCGCAGCCCUGUACAUUAUUUUAUUUGUUUCUCCUAUUAAUGUUAUUUCUUAAACUGUACUGACAGGACUAACAUUUCCCCGGCUGCAUUGCCUUUAAUCUCCCCAUGUGUCACACCUCAUGAUCGUCCUGCUGUAUCUCCAAAUGUGCCAGCCAAACCACCAAAUGAGCAUUAAAUGAACCUAAGCCAUAAAAUGAUAUUCCUUACUGAAUACCUUUUGGCCUUUUUUGUAUACUCCCAAAGCUGUGCAGGAUAAUAUGAAGUGCAAUGUUUUCACACUGGAAGAUCUUUAACUCAGUAUAUUAUGAAACAACAAAUCCGGGGGUAUUAAAUUGUUUAAAAAAAUGCAUAAGAACCCUUAAAAUUGCAUUAUUUGCACCUUUAAAAUUCCCUUAAAACACAACCCUAAAACAGUUGAUUUGAUAAUUAGUGAGAAUUUAUUUUCUACAUUGUGGACAUUGCAUUUCUAACUUGUCAAAGCUGCUACUGCUAAAUAUGAACUCAAUACAAGACAUUAUAACAGAAGAGAACAUCUACAUUUCCAUGAGCUGUUAAAACUGGUCCAUGUUUAAAAUGUCAGGGAACAUGUGUUUGUUGCUGACAAAUAUUGUUGUCCUAAUGUCGCGGGUCCAUUUGUGGAUAUGUUAAAAAGUGAUCCAGGUUUGAUGCUGCUGAUGUUCACAUUCCACUUUUGUUCAGUUUUUUCUUGUAUACAUUUUCGAUUGGCCCUCUGGAAAGCCACUGUUGGCAUAAAUGUUGCUUCACAUGAUAGCAAUACUUUUAAUACUCAGUGUGUUUGAACAUCUCGAUUAUGUUCAAUAAAAUAAUUGUUCCAUACA